CUGGCUCCUGCCUUUCUGCAGGGACAGCGUAGGAAACGCGGGAUUUCAGAAAGGGCUCACAAGGGGCUUCGUGCAUUGUGAAAGCAGUGCAGAGGUCCCUCGCUCCUCUCGAUUGCAGGGACCCUGCCUUGGGGCACUGCUUCUGAAAGUCGGGGAGCUCUUCCCAGCCAUCUCAACAAACUAGAGAUCACAGAGCUCACGGAGGCAGGCUCGAGCUGAGAUCUGCCAUCUCCAGUUGGAAACGCACAUGCGAAAACUGUUCUGAAGCCACCGGACGCAUCAGCAGAUCCCAGACCAGCCUUGGGUGACGGCUGUGAUCUCCUCCUGCACGGGUCACCUCCCUUAGGACACAGCGCUUGCACGUCAGGCAGCUCCAGACCCCGCUGCUACCGGAAAGUCACAGGCACAGGAACCGUGAAGACCAGCGCGGCCCAGGAACCGCGGCUCUUGCAAAAAACCCACAGAUAUUUCUUUAAACAACAACAACAACUCUAACCUGAGGUUUACGGUGCAUUUUUAACCAUCUAAGUAAGGGGAAGAGAAAGACACUGUCAUCCAGGAAUCCAGCUCUGGAGAAUCGAGGAAAAUUCUUCCCAGGAUGGUCUCCCACUCAGAGCUGAGGGAACUCGUCUGUUCAGCGGACGCAGUGUGCUUUGAUGUCGACAGCACCGUCAUCCGAGAAGAAGGGAUUGACGAGCUGGCCAAAUUCUGUGGUGUGGAGGCUGCCGUGUCUGAAAUGACACGGAGGGCCAUGGGAGGAGCAUUGCCUUUCAAAGACGCGCUCACUGAACGCCUGGCAUUGAUCCAGCCCUCCAGGGAGCAGGUGCAAAGGCUCCUAGCUGAGCACCCUCCACACCUGACCCCUGGCAUAAGGGAGCUGGUAAGUCGCCUACAGGAGCGAAAUGUUCAGGUGUUCCUCAUAUCUGGUGGCUUUAGGAGUAUUGUGGAGCAUGUGGCUGCAAAGCUCAAUAUUCCAACAACUAAUGUAUUUGCCAAUAGGCUGAAAUUCUACUUUAAUGGGGAAUAUGCAGGUUUCGAUGAGAUGCAGCCAACAGCUGAGUCUGGUGGGAAAGGAAAGGUUAUUGGAUUUUUAAAGGAAAAAUUUCACUUUAAGAAAAUAAUCAUGAUUGGAGAUGGAGCUACGGACAUGGAAGCCUGCCCUCCUGCUGAUGCCUUCAUUGGAUUUGGGGGAAAUGUGAUCAGGCAACAAGUGAAGAACAAUGCCAAGUGGUACAUCACCGACUUCGUUGAGCUGUUGGGAGAACUGGAAGAAUGAUUUCAGCUUGUCGCUCACUCAGAACAACUCCAGUUUUUCCAAGCUACAACAGUGAGGCCCCUGGUGCAGUCCAGGGGAUAGCUAGCCUUUUCUACUGUAGUUCCAAUAUUAAUAUGACUACUAAUUACCUGGAGAGUUUUAUAUUCUGAAUGUUUUGUGAAUAUUCCUACCUAUAUUUUACCUGGAGCUUUCUGAGGUGCAUAGUAAAUUAAAUGCUUUUACUCUUGGGA
Messenger RNA from Peromyscus eremicus (cactus mouse), 1506 nucleotides. RefSeq names its product phosphoserine phosphatase (gene Psph). Gene Ontology annotation, biological process: dephosphorylation; L-serine biosynthetic process. The record is from RefSeq and is a predicted model, not a curated record. Gene Ontology annotation, molecular function: L-phosphoserine phosphatase activity; magnesium ion binding. The transcript has 8 exons. Lineage: Eukaryota; Metazoa; Chordata; Mammalia; Rodentia; Cricetidae. Gene Ontology annotation, cellular component: cytoplasm. Bases 599 to 1276 code for a protein of 225 amino acids.